Labeo rohita (rohu) is the source of this 5800-nucleotide messenger RNA. It is a transcript of the gene kbtbd2, whose product is annotated as kelch repeat and BTB (POZ) domain containing 2. The record is from RefSeq and is a predicted model, not a curated record. The transcript is spliced from 4 exons. Bases 789 to 2684 code for a protein of 631 amino acids. NCBI's taxonomy places the organism in Eukaryota, Metazoa, Chordata, Actinopteri, Cypriniformes, Cyprinidae. Gene Ontology annotation, molecular function: protein binding.
CCGUGAACACGAAAGACGUUGGUUUCUUUUCUACCGGUUUUAUUCUCGAGCUGCUAGCAUGCAGUUAGCUGUCCUGAUCGAAGCAACUUCUUAAAUUAGGCUUCCGUAGCUCACGCGGUGUCUAAAGGCCUGAAUAAGUCACUUCACCGUUGCUUACGUAGUCUGGAUGUUUUUAGUGUAUGAUCGAUCUUCUUUGAUACAUUAAUAUCGAUCUGUUCGAUUACAGGAAAGUAUUGUUGUUUGUAUAAGGGGAACAAGAGCUAGCUAGCUGUAUUAGCAUGUCAGAUUUGCUCAUACAGAUAUAUUUAGCUGCAUACUGCUAUAGCAGUGAUCAAUGUGUAAUAUGCGCUUGACUUUAUUUUUUUUAAUGCUGAAAUUAUCAUCAGGGAGUCAGGGUGUUUGAUGUAGGCACAUAACGUUAAAGCAUCGGGCUUCGAUCCGGUUAGGACAGCGCAUUUUUAGCAGCCCGCUGUCUGUAAAAAAGCUUCGUCUUUGUGUUGUGGAUCCGACAGAAACGCACAGCAGCCGGAGAUCCAAGCAGCACAUCUGAGACACGCUGGACUGCAGGUGUUCUGAUGUAAACAUCUCCCUCUACCUCACGCCACUUCCUCCCUCAAUCCCAUCGUCCUCCGAGAUAGCUGAACACUGUGGAACUGCUGUAAAAGUUGUGAUUCAGCAUGAUAGAGGAAUAACCUUAAUUUCAAAGUAUUCAGGGAACAGGCCUUUUCAGAAAGGAACUGAUAGUCUUUGACAUUCAGAAGCUGGUUGAAAACUCAUGGGAUACAAACAUGUCGGAGGUUGGAGAGCGUCGGCAAGUCAACACAGAUUAUGCCGUUUCUGUGCUGGAACAGCUGAAGUUUUUCUACGAGCAGAAGUUGUUGACUGACAUCACUCUGCUGGUGGAGGAAAGCGAGUUUCCCUGCCAUAAAAUGGUGCUGGCCACCUGCAGCUCUUACUUCAGGGCCAUGUUUAUGAGUGGGCUCAGUGAGAGCAAACAGACGCAUGUUCAUCUUAGAAAUGUUGACCCCAUUACGCUGCAGACCAUCAUAACCUAUGCUUACACCGGUAACUUAGUCAUCAACGACACCACUGUGGAACCUCUUUACGAGACGGCCUGUUUUCUUCAGGUGGAAGAUGUUUUACUGCAGUGUCGAGAAUACUUGGUCAAAAAAAUCACUGCUGAAAACUGCGUCCGUAUGCUAAGCAUUGGUGACCUGUUUAGUUGCACAGAAUUGAAGCAAAGUGCAAAGCGCAUGGUGGAGCACAAAUUCCCUGUCGUCUACCGACAGGAGGCUUUCCUGCAGCUCUCGCACGAGCUCCUGCUGGACCUCCUGAGCAGUGAUAAUCUCAAUGUGGAGAAAGAGGAAACGGUACGAGAGGCGGCCAUGCUGUGGCUGGAAUACAACAUGGAAGCACGCUCUCAGUAUCUCUCCUCCGUCCUUAGCCAGAUUCGAAUUGAUGCGCUUUCUGAAGUGACCCAACGUGCCUGGUUCCAAGGUCUUCCACCAAACGACAAAUCAGUGGUAGUGCAAGGCCUGUACAAGUCUAUGCCAAAGUUUUUUAAGCCCAGACUGGGCAUGACCAAGGAAGAAAUGCUCAUUUUUGUAGAGGCUGAACCGCCAGCUGAAAGCCACCCAGUCGUGAUAGGUCCACGUCACACAGUGGUCUGUUAUAGUCCUCAAGCGGAGAAGGUCUAUAAACUGUGUAGCCUGCCUGGAGACUUGCAGAAGGUUGGGACAUUGGUCACCCCAGACAAUGACGUGUUCAUUGCCGGUGGACAGAUACCACUGAAGAGCACUCUAGCUACCCACGGCAGCAAAAGUGGCAAGCUGCAGGCCGCCUACUGUUCGGUGGACAGCUUCUACUGGCUGGAUGCCCAGCAGAACGCAUGGGUGGCCAAAACGCCGAUGCUAUACGCUCGUACAAAACCAUCACUGGUGUAUUGUCAGGGUUUCAUUUACGCGAUUGGCGGUGAUAACGUGGGUGGCGAGUUGAAUAAGCGCACGGUGGAACGCUACGAUUGCGAGCGGGACGAAUGGAGCUUGACCAGCCCUCUUCCCUGCGCAUGGAGCUGGAGCACAGCAGUAACGGCCCGGGACUGCAUUUACGUCAUGACACACGACCUCAUGUACUGCUACUUCCCUCGAGCUGACACUUGGGUGGAAAUGGCCAUGCGACAGACUAGUCGCUGCUUUGCUUCAGCAGCUGCGUUAGGAGACCUCAUCUUCUAUAUUGGUGGUCUGCAUGUGGUGGGCAACUCCGGAUUGCGUCUGCCAACAAGCACUAUUGAUGGCUCCUCCGUUACGGUAGAGAUAUACGACGUCAACAAAAACGAAUGGCAUCUGGCUGCUAACAUCCCAGCCAAGCGGUACUCUGACCCCUGCGUGCGUGCCGUGGUGCUACUGAAUACGCUAUGCAUCUUUAUACGCGAGACACACCUAAACGAGCGGGCGAAGUAUGCUCUCUAUCAGUACGACCUGGAGCUUGAUUGCUGGUCCUUGCGGCAGCCCGUGUCAGAACGUGUGCUCUGGGACCUCGGCAAAGAUUUCCGCUGUGCCGUGGGUAAAUUGUACCCAUCCUGCCUUGAUGAAUCUCCCUGGAAGCCACCCACUUACCUCUUCUCUCCUGAUGGAGCCGAGGAGUUUGAAGUGGAUGAGGACAUGGUGUCACUGCCUCAUGUAUAGUUAAUGGCGUCGUCUUUGAAACUAACCUGUAAUUUAUCCACUGUUCUGGAAUAAUGCUCUUCUGUUUUGAGAGGAAAGUGAAUUAAGCUGAUGGACGUCUUCCCUUAAAGCCUAGCGUGCUCAUGGAGAUCAAACAUUUAAUUGGAAACUAAAAUGUCGAAUUCAAAUUUGGACCCAUCUCCGACACAUGCAGUUUUUAUCAUUCUCAUAGCAAGUUUGAGAACGUAAAUAUUUCAUUUCUCUCAUGAAGUUUGGCAUUCUGUUUUAACAAUUUGAUGGUGUAAACAAAUGAUGCGAUUAAACCUCCUUUGGUUGAAAAUGGCAACUGUACACCCAGAGUUUUUAUAUUUCUCACUCUUCUUUUGUCCAGUUCAUCUUUUAGAAAUCAAUUGCUCACCUUUCUCCUAAAUGUCAGAGGUUCAAAGGGUUGGCAAAAUAUUUUGUACUGAAUGUCAUUUGAUGUUUUGGUUCGCCGCUGGUUUGGUGACUUGCUUAACUGAUGAUGAUGUUUUCAUUGUUGUGUAUCUGUAUUAUCAUAGUUCACAUGUUCUCUGUGGUCUGUCUGUUGACCCGUCCUGGAAAUUACAUCCUUUGUCCUCUUAUAAGGGUAGGUUUCACACUUAGAACCACAAACACACUAGCGAUACCUCAGGGUGCUUUCCAGUCUGGUUUCCUACUCCAUUUAUUUCUCUCUCUCUCUCUCUCUCUCUCUCUCUCUCUCUCUAUAUAUAUAUAUAUAUAUAUAUAUAUAUAUACAGUGCACAGCAUAAAUAAGUACACCCCUUCUAAAACUUAACCAAUUCAGCAAUUACUCUUUACUUAGAAUAUGUGUUAAGAGAUAUAAUGUGGAUAUAUAAUGUUCCAACAAGCCUGCUUGAUCAAUUACCAAAGAAGAAUGUCAAAAUUAUUCAGCAAAAUAAGAUUUUCUUAUCAAAGUGAUAAAAUGUAUUGCAAAAAUGAGUACACCCUCCUGAAAUUGACUAAAUAAAACAAUAAUAAAAAAAAGUGUAGGUUUAAGGCUGUUUUUAAUCAAAAGGUAAGUAUAUUAAACCAAAACCCUUAAAGAGAAGUAAUUUCCUGACAGUUAAAAGUGUUUUAUAGCCUACUGAAUCAUACUCAGAUUUAAUGCUGUUAACAAUGCAACCACUUGGAAGAGAACAGCCAGGUUACUUAUUUCUUAGCGUAAAAGAAGACAGUGGUACAAGGGGAAUACCGAAUUAUUGUUUUAGGUGUGAAAAUGUAGCAGAAGUACCACCAACAUUCAAAAACAAUGGGAAUUGUGACACGGCUCCUGAGAUAAUCAGGUCUUCACUUUAAGUUUUCAUUUAGUGAAUUUUUAAUUAAAAAAAAGCCAGAGAAAUACCAUGCAAGUGUCUCAUAGCCGGCAAAAGCUAUGAAAAGAGUGACAGUUUAUCUCACAGAGUACGACGCAGCCUGCAGAAGUGUCAUACAUGGUUGUUGUUAUCACUAGAGUUACCUACUGUAGCCAAAGCACAAUAAACUCAUUUAACCUCUUCCAAAAUAUAGACUUUUGGGAAUCCAAACUCUGGAGACCAAGUCAAUCAUUUCGGAGUCAUAAGCAUCCAAAAUGCUCUGGUGUUGCUAGAGGAGGAGUACAGUGAGAAGUGAAGGUGUGAUGGAGUUGUGCUUUAUCAGUGCUGUCAUGAAUUCACACACCACUGUGUGAUGUAAUGCAAAAAAACUGAAACUGAAGAUGCUCCCCUCAUUCCGUGCAUUAUUGGGCAUUUUUUUGCAGUAUGACAAUGAAGACAUUCAUUCUCCCAAGGUGAAAAUCUUUCAGUGGACAUGUAUUUCACUCAAUCUUUACGCUUGUGAGCGGCUGUGGGAGAUUCUGUAUAGACAAGCUGAGCAAAACUCCCCAUUAAAGACCAGGGCAUUUAAGGAGGUCAUCCUCCAGGAGUUAAACAGGACAGAUGUGAAAAUUUGUCAUGAACUCAUACACUCAGUGCCAAGAAGGCUCAUAGCAGUUUACUUGGAGUUAUGGAGGACAUGUUAAGUACUAGAAUAUUAUACAUUUGCUGAAUUAAAUCUAGGGUGUACUAAUUUCUGCAAACCUUCAUUUAAACAAAAUUAGCUAAUUUACUUAUUUUACAGAAAAUAUUGGCAUAUAUUUUGUUGUUUUUAAGUAUAUGUUUAAUACAUGUAAAUUUUGCCAUAUUUAUAUGAAUUAUAUUGGUGAUCAUUAAGAAAAUACAUCUUAAAAUAGAAAAUACAUUUUAUAUUUAUUCAGAGGGGGUGUACUCAUUUAUGCUGUGCACUGUGUAUGUAUGUGUGUGUACGUAUAUAUAUAUAUAUAUAUAUAUACACACACACACAUAUAUAUAUAUAUAUGUACGUAUAUAUAUAUAUAUAGUUUGCAGAGGAACCUCUUUUUUUUUGUUGUUGUUUCUUUAGGCAUUUUGUCUCCAAGUUCCUGUGUUUGUCCUCGAUGAGACAAAUACAGGAAAUGCCUGCCACAGUAUUCAUUCUCCAUCAUGUUCAGAUGUAUGUAUGUUUAGAUACUGAAAGUGUGGAACUGAAUUGAAACAGGUUAAAAAAUAAAAUAAAUCAAGCUUUACUCUUGAGUCACCAUGAAGCAUCUUCAAAUGGCCCUUAGUUCUUUGCUGCCCUGGAUCAUAACGUUUGUUCUAAUAUUAUGGUUAUUUUUUUACUGGAAAAAAAAAAAAUCAUUAUUUGCUGCUGUGUUUGUGCAAUAGUGUGUACAAAGCUGUUCUUUCCUACCAAACUGAACCCUCACUACUAUUUGUAAAAACUUUUUAUGUUAAUAAUAAUAAUAAUAUUAAGCCUCAUUCUGUUUCUUGGGUCAUUUAGGUGAGGGUGGUCCAAAAACAUCAAGUUCACAUGGAUGGCUGACAGCAAAAAGUAUAUGUUCAGUGAAAUAAUUUAUUAUUUUAAAAAGAAAGAAACAAUAAUAGUUCUAAGUGUUUCUUUAACAACUAGGCUAUAAACACUAUGCAGAAGAGUGGAUGUUUGGUCUUCGUUUAUCAUGUGCAUUCAUUUAUUACUGUGGCAGUAACAAACCUCAAGAUGUUGUUUACCUUCAAAUUUCAGUGAAGUACAACAGUUGCAAAUAUUCUUGAUAGAUAGAAAUUGGU